CACAACUGAAAUCUUCUUUUAACACCUAAUGGGUUUUGUUUGUGUUUUGUUUGUUUUUUUCAGAUGAGGUUGAGCUGUGGAUAGUCAUGACUAGCAUUGUGUCUGGAGCCAUCAUGUACACGGUGAUGGUGGCCAACACUGCUGCAAUGAUGACUGAUGUGGACAUACCAGCAAGAGCAUACCAGAACAAGAUGAAUCAUCUGGAAGAUUACAUGACUUUCAUGAAGCUUCCCAAAACCCUUCGUAUGCACAUCAGCAACUACUUUCAGGCUCGUUAUGAAGGGAAAUGGUAUGAUGAGAAAGAUGUCCUGAAGUGGGUGUCUUCAUCUCUCAGGGAGGAAAUUCUGAAGACCAUGUGCUCGGCCCAUGUGAGAAAAGCUCCCUUUUUCCGGAACUGUGAUAUAAACUUCGUCAAUGCCAUUCUCCUGGAGCUGCAGUAUGAGGUCUAUCAGGAGGGUGACAUCAUCAUCCGCCAGAACGCUCCUGGUGACCGCAUGUUCUUCAUCGAGCACGGGCAGGUCCUUGUGGAGAAAGAGUUUUUCCAUAGGGAACUGUGUGAUGGACACUACUUUGGAGAGUCAUGUCUCUUAACAAGAGGAAGGCAUUUGGCCACAGUACAAGCUCUGACUAUCUGUCAGCUUUUUUCCUUGUCGGUGGACUCCUUUCAUUCUGUUCUGAAGGACUAUCCAGACAUCAGAAGGGACCUGGAGACAUUUCAACUGGAUAAAGACAUUCUGUUAUGUUGAGAAAAUGGCUACACCUUCAUCAAGCCCCUUCUGCAGCUUCCUCAGCUUGCGCUUUGCCAGAUUUGCCAGCUUUGCUUUACUUGGAUCUUCCUUUUUAUUGGCAUAGAUUUCCAAAAGUGGUUUUGGAAUAUUCUGUUCCAGGUGGUGGAUGUAUCCUUAAGUAUCCUCUUGUUCUACAGCGUACAACAACCUGUCAGAAAAUGGGCUUUGUAAAUCCAAUACAGUCUGACUUGGCAACCACAUUGGAAUGGGAUUCCUCUGAGAAUACUGAUUUUAGACUGUUUGUAGGCCACCUUCUCAAGCUCCUCCCCUCCUGGCCUCCGCUGCUAUACUACUUUCCAAAUGCACACAGGAGGACGCACAGGUCACAGCUCAGCAUAACCUCAUCUCAAUGUCAUGCUUUUAGGAUCUCUGCCGCUUGCUCCUCGAGUAGGUAUCUGCUUGUCUGCACCCCGAAGAUCUGCCUCUGUACAUCUUCCUCUGAAGUAUCCAGAACAGCACCCACUGGUGGCCUUCAUUUUCCUGUAGAGGGCAUCUGACCAGGUCCUCGUUGUACAGUAGGUCAGUAGGUUCUAUGAUUAAAAACAGAAAAUAAAUUGAUAAAUUUAGGCAAUUUUUUUUCAACUACUAAUGUAGUACGCUAAGCUAAUUUUUACUUUAAAUAUGUCACAAAAGACAGUGGAUCAUUCCCAAAAAUCAGCACAGAGGAUCUACAAAUUAUGUCGGGGCCUAGAAACCCCUAACCAUAUUUUACAUAAAAAAAACAAAAAAAAUUGGGGGGUUUUAAAAAAAUAUCCAAAGAAUG
Molecule: messenger RNA, 1551 nt
Organism: Carassius auratus (goldfish)
Lineage: Eukaryota; Metazoa; Chordata; Actinopteri; Cypriniformes; Cyprinidae
Product: potassium/sodium hyperpolarization-activated cyclic nucleotide-gated channel 1-like
Exons: 5
Coding region: 87-746 (219 amino acids)
Biological process (GO): regulation of membrane depolarization; potassium ion transmembrane transport; sodium ion transmembrane transport
Cellular component (GO): dendrite; HCN channel complex; axon
Molecular function (GO): voltage-gated potassium channel activity
Source: RefSeq, a predicted model, not a curated record